AUGUUUAUUGUGGAGUGGUUUUCGUCUAUGCUAAACUUUUUAGGUUUAUGGAAGAAGUCGGGUAAAUUAGUGUUCCUUGGUCUAGACAAUGCUGGCAAAACAACACUCCUUCACAGACUGAAAGAUGACAGGAUGGCCCAGCAUGUACCAACCCUUCACCCAACAUCUGAAGAGUUAUCAAUGGGUGGCAUGAAGUUUACGACAUUUGAUCUUGGAGGUCACAGGCAAGCACGAAGGGUUUGGAAGGAUUAUUUUCCUGCUGUGGAUGGAAUAGUCUUUCUUAUUGAUUGUCACGACAGAGCCAGAUUUGUUGAAGCAAAGGCUGAAUUAGAUAGUUUACUGACAGACGAGCAGGUGGCUAACGCACCCAUGUUGAUUCUGGGCAAUAAGAUUGAUAUCCCUGGUGCUGCUAGUGAAGACGAGAUACGGCACUGUUUUGGCCUACACAACCUGACCACUGGCAAAAACCAUAUAGCACCGAAUUCCCUAACAUAUAAUUACAGAAUAGUACAUAUUCUUCAGCUAUUUAUGUGUAAAUACUUGUGGUGCACUUCUGCACUGGCUGCAUGCUCACAUAAACUGAAAUACUGA
Messenger RNA from Candidula unifasciata, 591 nucleotides. Lineage: Eukaryota; Metazoa; Mollusca; Gastropoda; Stylommatophora; Geomitridae. The record is from the annotation of a GenBank genome assembly.